Messenger RNA from Tachysurus vachellii, 6230 nucleotides. It is a transcript of the gene prdm16, whose product is annotated as PR domain containing 16. The transcript has 17 exons. Gene Ontology annotation, cellular component: nucleus. Gene Ontology annotation, biological process: regulation of transcription by RNA polymerase II. Gene Ontology annotation, molecular function: DNA-binding transcription factor activity, RNA polymerase II-specific; histone H3K9 methyltransferase activity; RNA polymerase II cis-regulatory region sequence-specific DNA binding. Bases 146 to 4039 code for a protein of 1297 amino acids. The record is from RefSeq and is a predicted model, not a curated record. NCBI's taxonomy places the organism in Eukaryota, Metazoa, Chordata, Actinopteri, Siluriformes, Bagridae.
UUUUUUGGCCCCAACGACGGUGUCAGAUUGAAUGGCCUGUGCGCAUGUGCGAAGGUGUCCGAACUGACAAUGCUCGUGAGAUGAAGAUAGUGCUGCUGCCGCUUCUGAGCUCAAGGAGGACGAGAGGAAUCCGCAAGCCGACGAGAUGAGAUCCAAGGCGAGGGCGAGAAAACUGGCCAAAAAUGAUAAUGAGGCAGUAGACAGCAUGUACGACACAGAGCUGAACCCUGCAGCGGGUGAGAGUGCAGAAGAGGAGACGGAGGACAGCGUCAUGUCUCCGAUCGCCAUGGGCCCUGCCUCGCCACAGCCAAACAACGAAGACUUCACCCCGAAAGAAGGCUCGCCCUACGAGGUGCCUGUCUACAUUCCUGAUGACAUUCCCAUCCCCGCCAACCUGGAGCUGCGCGAGUCCUCCGUGCCAGGCGCUGGCCUCGGCAUCUGGGCCAAAACCAGAAUCGGGAUGGGCGAACGCUUCGGACCGUUCCACGGGCUGCACAGCGCCACCGUCAAAGAGACCACUUUUGGAUGGGAGCAAAUGCUGAACGAUCACGAAGUGACGUCGCAGGAUAGCUGCAUCAAAAAGGUAGUGGACCAUAUGGGCAAUGUGAAGUUCUGCCUGGAUGAAGCGCUGGAGGCGAGCGGGAGCUGGCUAAAAUAUGUACGGGCAGCACCGUCCUACGAGGAGCACAACCUGGCUGUUUGUCAGAUUAGUGAAGAUCAGAUUUAUUAUAAAGCCAUUAGGGAUAUUGAAGUUGGGGAGGAGUUGCUGGUUUCUAUGAAGGACGGAGUUUUUCCCGAGGGCUCGAUGGCACCUAAUCUGGAAGAUGAGCAAAUGUACCGCUGUGAAGACUGUGAUGAGCUUUUCUCAUCAAAGCUGGAGUUGCGACGGCACCAGAAAUACUCUUGCAACACCGGCAGCUCUAUUUUUGAUUCGUUAAGUGAAGACCUCAAACAAGAGCAUGACGACAACGACGAACCAGUGCAUGAGUGUAAAGACUGUGAAAAGAUCUUUCCCAGCGAGUAUAGCCUUGGCCAGCAUAUGGUUGUGCACACAGAGGAGAGGGAAUACAAGUGUGACCAGUGCCCCAAAGCUUUCAACUGGAAGUCCAACCUCAUUCGUCAUCAGAUGUCACACGACAGUGGAAAGCGCUUCGAGUGUGAAAACUGUGAUAAGGUAUUCACAGACCCCAGCAACCUGCAGCGCCACAUUCGCUCACAGCAUGUCGGUGCCCGUGCCCACACCUGCCCUGAGUGUGGCAAGACCUUCGCCACAUCCUCAGGUCUCAAGCAGCACAAGCACAUCCACAGCAGUGUGAAGCCAUUCAUGUGUGAGGUGUGUCACAAGUCCUAUACCCAGUUUUCCAACCUGUGCCGCCACAAGCGAAUGCAUGCAGACUGCCGCACCCAGAUCAAGUGCAAGGACUGUGGGCAAAUGUUCAGCACUACCUCCUCCCUCAAUAAGCAUCGGCGCUUCUGCGAGGGAAAGAACCAUUAUAGUCCUGGAGGCUUAUUCACACCAGGCAUCCCUAUGACCUCCAGUCCCAUCAUGGGCAAGUCCAAGCCGCACCCUGGCUUGAAUCACAGUGGACUUGGCUUUGGUGAUUACUUCCCGUCUCGGCCGCAUCAUCCAGGCCUACCCUUCUCUACUGCCCCUCCUGCAUUCCCGUCGCUUUCCCAUGGUUUCACAGGGAUAUUUCCCCCAUCACUGUACCCUAGGCCCACGUUGUUACCCCCUAGCCCAUUACUAAAGAGUCCACUGAGUAACAGUCAAGAUGGGAAGCUUCCGCAUAGUCCCCUUGACGCCCAUACUCUCACAAUGGUCACAUCUGUUAGCAACACCAAUGGUAAUACAGGUAGUGGCCUUAGCCAGUCAGAGGUAAAUCGUGAGUCUAAGCAGGAUCUCUCCAUUUCAGACAGCAAGAGUAAGGUGAAAAUGAGUGACGUGUCUGAUGGAAGUGACUUAGAGGACAUUAACACCACCAGCGGAACUGAUCUAGACACCACCACUGGCACAGUUUCUGGUUCUGAUCUGGACAGCGAGGCAGAGAGCGAGCGGGAGAAGAGUCGAAGGAAACACAGACAGGAAGGCAAACAAGAGGAGGUCAACAGCAGUGUAGUGUCGGUGUCCAGCUCAGGUAACCUUCCUCAUGAUCGCCCUUUCCUCUCUUCCCAGCAUUCCUUCUUUCCCCCUCCUGAUGAGCAGGCACUCCCACCUACAGGUGCCACAACCGACUCUAUCAAAGCCAUCGCUUCCAUUGCUGAAAAGUACUUUGGGCCAGGCUUUAUGGGCUUGCAGGAGAAAAAAAUGGGCUCCUUGUCUUACCCAUCCAUGUUCCCCUUUCAGUUCUUACCCAACUUUCCACAUUCCUUGUACCCUUUCACAGACAGAGCACUCAACCCCAACAUGUUCCUAAAACCAGAACCCAAAUCACCUCGUGAGCACAUACAGAAAAUGGCUACCACCACUGCUGCAGAGUCACCCUUUGACCUCACCACCAAGCCCAAGGAAGUGAAGUCUUUCCUUCCACCCUCCAGUAAGCCUUCUAGUGUACUUCUUCCCAGUGGUGAGGAUCAGCCUCUGGAUCUGAGCAUUGGAGGCCGGAGCAGAGCCAGUCAGAACGGUGGAACACCUGAGCAGCGUAAGAAUCACAUCCAUAGCACCAACUGCAAGAUGCCAACUAAAGAGGAGCAUCCAGUAUUAAACCAGUCUCAGAACCUCCACCAACCCCAGAUGCCUCAGCAGCAAGUGUCCCUUCCACAACCUCCUCCUCAGCAGCAGCCCUCACUCCACUACGCCAAACCUUCGCCCUUCUUCAUGGAUCCCAUCUACAGCAGGGUGGAAAAAAGGAAACUGAUAGAUCCUGUAGGAGCGCUGAAGGAGAAGUACCUAAGACCGUCUCCACUGCUCUUCCACCCUCAGGUGUCUGCGAUGGAGAACAUGACCGAGAAGCUGGAGAACUUUGGCACUUUGAAACUAGACGCUCCCAAUUCGCUACAGCACUCAUCACAUCACCUCUUUAACUUUCGCUCUCCCCCUCCUUCUCUGUCUGAUGCUAUACUCCGCAAAGGCAAAGAACGCUAUGCCUGCAGGUACUGUGGGAAAAUCUUUCCCAGGUCGGCUAAUCUUACCAGGCACUUACGAACACACACAGGAGAGCAACCCUACAGAUGUAAAUACUGUGACCGUUCCUUCAGCAUCUCGUCCAACCUCCAGCGACACGUUCGCAAUAUCCACAAUAAAGAGAAGCCUUUCAAGUGCCACUUGUGUAACCGCUGCUUUGGUCAGCAGACCAACCUGGACCGCCACUUAAAGAAACACGAGCAUGAGAAUAUCCCAGUGAGUCAACAUUCUGGGAUACUCUCAAAUUUGGGAACCAAUAUCUCCUCUCCAAAUUCCGAACCUGACAAUCACGCACUUUUAGACGAAAAAGAGGACUCGUAUUUCUCAGAGAUUAGAAACUUCAUCUCCAACAGCGAGCUGAACCAGGCCUGCAGCUCCUCAGAGAAAAGGACAGAAAUGACGGAGGAUGAGCGUCCUGAGAGCCACGCUAUCACAGACUCCAAGCUCGAGGAGGAGGAAGAGGAGGCAGAGGGAGAUGAUGAAGAUGAGGAAGGUUCACUAACAGAAAAGUCCCAGGACGAGAUGACAUCUCCUGCCACCAUGGUGCAAGGCACUUACGACGACGACGAGGAAGCCGCUCCACUCUCCAUGACCUACGAACACCCACGCAGGUGUAUUGAGGAGGAUGCAGGCCUGUUAGAUCUGGAGCCUCUGCCUGGCUUUCCAAAGGGCCUGGAGCUCCAUAAGCCUGCUGAUGAGCCAUUUGAUGUUAAAGACAUUUUUAACACCUCCUUAGAGUCUGAGGCGCUGAAAGAAACACUCUUGAGGCAGGCUAAAACUCAGGCUUAUGCAAUGAUGCUCUCUCUGUCGGAGAACAACUCCCUGCAUCCAUCCUCCCAGAACUCACUAGACGCCUGGUUGAACAUGGGAGGAGGUCCUUCAGAAACCAGCUCCUUUCACUCACUCAACCACAUCUAAUCCCAGAGUGCGAGGAGACGGAGAGUGGUUGGAGGGAGAGGAUAAGGAGCGGAGAGAGAGAGAGAGCGAGAGAGAGAGAGGACAGUAGCAAUGGGUAAAGACCACCAUGAAGCAGAUGCAUGUGUUUCAAUAGCACAUGAAGACCAGUGAUGCUUUCAGUAGAUGAAUCACCACUUCAACUGGGAAAAGGGGAGGGGACUUUAGCUGAAAGACUGUUAGCUGAAACAGAGACAUGAACCAUUAGAGCUGUAGAUAUCUCCUUCCCACAAAAGAGAGACAAAAAGACUGACCACACCACUCCACUCUGUCCAACUCAAGAUCUGUCUUAAAGCUCAUUCUGCAGUUUUCUCCACAGAAACUCAGUCCGGGGGAAAAAACCCCAUGUAUCCCACUGACAUCAGUGUCUCAUGUAUCAUUUCUCAUACAGACAGCCAUGCUUAUUACAGUGAUGACAGAGCAUAGAAAAAAGGAAACAGAAGGUAUUUUUGUCAUGUAUGCCGAUCGGUUCCCCAAUCUGUAUUCCACAGAACAAGGCAGACUCGACUAAUUAACAAAAUGGAUCAGAUUUAACACUAAUAAUAUAUAUAUAUAUAAAAUCAGAUGAGCCAGAGAAAUAAACGAUCCACUGCUAAUCAUAUCCCUCCUCUUUGAUUGUGUUGAUCAUCAUCAGAGUGGUAGAAUAGUAGCUCAAAGCAUGGCUGCUCAAUUCAACAUAUCACCUUAACCUUGUUACUGUCAUUUUAACUGUACACAGUUUUUUUUUUUUUUUUGAAGAAAGCGUUAAAUUAUUCUCCUCCCAACGUUCUCAUGCAUUCGAAACACUCUUUCUUUUUCUUUUUUUUUUCUUCUUUUUUUUUUGUAUGUGAUUUGUUCUUUGAUCAACAGUAUUGUUUUCGUUCGAGCACUUCCGUGCUUAAAUUGUUAAUAUAAUUAUUUAGUGAAGGACCAAAUUUGUAUGAUAAUGUUGUAAGAUGUACAAAAUAAUUGCGAAAAAUUCAUAGCAAAGAGUGUCGUGUGCCAAAUAACCCUUUUUUUUUUUUCCUUGGACAAUCAUUUCUUUUUAUUUCCCAGUGGUUAUUAUAUGCUGUUUUAGUAGGUUGUUUUUUUUUUCUUUCUUAUUGCCUGCUCACUCUAUGUAUUUGAUUUGAGGUGCAUUUGAUUUCUAUUUAUUUUAGUUGUUUCAUCGUUAAAGGAAAAUAUGACUCUAGAAAAAAAAAAAAAAAAAAAAGGAAAGAAAAGAAAAACUGACCCAGUUUCACCCAGUUGUUGAAGGAAUUGAAUCUAUGACUGAAACUUUUAAUCUCAUGCUCUGAAGGAUAUUGUAUAGAGACCGGUAUGCCAAAAUGUAAAUGACAAAAUCAACUAUUUUAUUUAUAAGUUUGGCGUCGGCACCAGUCUGUUUGUGUUCAUUGUGAGGUUUGAUUCUAUUUUUCUCUCGCUCGACCAUUUUAACCUGUACAUACUGUACAGUGUGUGAUGUUGAACAAAUGGUUGAUUUUUUUUUUUUUUUCUUCUUCUUCUUCUUCUUCUUAAAUGAAUCCUUUGAUUAAAGCAUCAGGUCACUUGAAAGGUGGGGCAUUAUAUUUGUACUGCUAUAGUCAGUUUUGCUUUUGAUUUUAGCCUGCCCGUUUUAACAACAGUAAAAAGAAUGGUCACGUCAGUCUCUCUAACAGCGUCCGGUCCUGUGUGUUGAGUAGGACACAGCACGCCACUGUAUCCAAAACAAAUCCAAAUUGUGUGAUGGCAUCUUACAAACCAUCCGCACUGAGCUAGAAAGUGUGGACCUUGGAUGCAGCUGUGUUGAGUUCUUUUUUUCCGUUCUUUUUUUUUAUUUACAAAACAUAAGCAGCUGCUGUUAAUCGAAGGGGCUGGAAUGGGAUUACAUCAACAGGAUCAAACAGCGAGCUGGGAAAUUUCUAUUUCUAACGCUGAUAGGUGAGUGUAGUUCAGGGUUGAGCCGGAAGCACAGCCCUUAAAACACCCAUGUUACCCAAGUGCCAGGACUCAGGAGUCCUCGUGCAACUCUACUGAACUGUGAAUCCAGCGCAUGAAUCGUACAAAUAACGACAACAACGAAACACAAGCUCAUGAUGAAUGUGUAGAAUAGAUUCAAUGUGUUGCUAAUGUAUCAGACCUCUAGCAUUGCUUUUCUUCUUCGGAUAGCAAUUAAAGGUAAAAAUAAAAUAAAAAA